Messenger RNA from Nanorana parkeri, 618 nucleotides. It is a transcript of the gene LDLRAD1, whose product is annotated as low density lipoprotein receptor class A domain containing 1. The coding region runs from base 1 to 618 and encodes 205 amino acids. The transcript has 6 exons. The record is from RefSeq and is a predicted model, not a curated record. Lineage: Eukaryota; Metazoa; Chordata; Amphibia; Anura; Dicroglossidae. Gene Ontology annotation, molecular function: protein binding.
AUGAACCGGACCUACCCAAAGAGAAGUAUGGAUGCCACCUCGUUUGGUUCCACAGUGACAAUGAUCUCCAGAGAAGAGAAAGACUUGUGUUGCGGCUGUACCAGACGUUGUGUGUGUAUAAUAGCCAUCAUUCUACUCAUUCUGACGAUUGCUGCUGCUGCCAUUGCGUGUACAGUUGUUUUUGCCCUCCCUUCAAAAACGCCAGAGAGUCGCUUCUGUGUCACAUCAGAUAAUUACACGGGAUUCCUGUGUAAUGAUAGAAUCACGUGCCUGCUGCCAUCGCAGGUCUGUAACUCUGCUAGUGACUGUGGAAGUGGGGAGGAUGAAGAUACUUCUAUAUGCAGUAACCUACCUAAAAAUAUGCCUGGAUACCUGAUAUUCCGCUGUGGAAACCCGCAAAUCUGGAUCUACAGCAAUUACAAGUGUAAUGGGAUCAAUAACUGCGGGGACUGUUCAGAUGAAUCUACAGUUCUGGCAUCCUGUCCUGCAUGUGGCUCUCAGUGGUGGCCAUGCAACCCCGUCCUUUACCAAUACUGUUACUGCAUCCCUCGAAGCCUGUGCAAAAAUGGAGUCCAGGACUGUCAGGACUGGUCUGAUGAGUAUGUGUGCACCAAGUAA